Capsaspora owczarzaki ATCC 30864 is the source of this 3513-nucleotide messenger RNA. RefSeq lists its product as hypothetical. The transcript is spliced from 8 exons. Lineage: Eukaryota; Filasterea; Ministeriida; Capsasporidae. The record is from RefSeq and is a predicted model, not a curated record. Gene Ontology annotation, molecular function: protein-phosphatidylethanolamide deconjugating activity. The coding region runs from base 217 to 3300 and encodes 1027 amino acids.
CUUCUUCUUUUUAUUCUUCAAUUUUUUAACCUCAAACUUUUUUUACUUUUUUCCCCGAGUUUUUUUAACUUCCGUCUUUUUUUUUCUUUCUUUUUUCUCUCUUUUUUUCUUUCAAUCAAAACCGAACUCAGCUUCAAAAAGUCAAACAAAAAGCGCGGAACAGGUUUUUUUUUUUUUUGUCUUUGUUGCUUGUUUUUUGUUUUGUUUCCAAUCCAAAUGUCGGACGGCAGCGGCGUCGGCAGCCUGAAUGGCAGCAGCAGCAGCAGCAGCAGUGGCGGCGUCGGCGUUCGUGAAGAACACCACCACCAACAGCAGCACCAGUCAGCACACGUCGCUCCACCGCGCCUCACGCUGACCACGCCAGCCUCAGCGACCGCGCGUGCAGACAGCGAUGCUGCAGCAGGAGGAGGAGGAGCGACGGCUGGAGGAGCACCAACAACGACGACGACUGAGAUGGACAAUGUAGCACAAGCAGCCAAACCAACCCUCAGCCUCACUCACCCGCACCAGCACCAGCACCAGCAGCACUCCCAUGACAAUGACAUGCUGCUGCUUGAGGCGACAAAGGCAGGGCGGCGGCUGGGCCAGCUUCGGAGGCAGCGGACGGGCAGCGUUGGCGACGCAGGAAGUCUGCUGAGCGUCGACUCUGCUGCUGGCACUGCGUCGUCGUCAUCGAGCCACCAGGACGUCGAGGACGAGGACGAGGACGACCAGGACUUGUAUGGCGACGACGACAACUACGACGAGGACUUUGUGCUGCAGUCGUCACUCGGCGACGGUCAUCACGAAGUUCAAGGUGGUCACGAAGCGCAAGGGCAAGCGCAAGGGCAAGGGCGUGCUGCUGCUGCUGCUCUGAAUCUGAGCCUCGAAGACAAGCAUGCUCAAGCGUCAGGGAAGGAAGAACAUGCAGGAAACACCCAUCAUCACAAGGCAAAGCAUGGGCAGGACGGCGCUGCAACCACUGUGGCGUCGAAUUCUACCAGUAGUGCUGCUGCUGCUGCUGCUAAUCCUGCUGCUGCUCCUGCACCGAGAGACUCGAAGCACCUGCAGCUGCCGAUCGAGCGCGAGGCAUCCUGCUUCAUCCACCUCGACGGUGCGCACUCUGCCCCAGACAUUGGUGCUCAUGGGCCUGGACACCCGCACACCAAAUGGUCAGACCACUCGCUGGCGUUCUACGCGACCGACGAGGCCGCCUCGGUCGCCGCCGAUGCGAACGCUCGUUCCCACCCCGAAACCCGCCCAUUCGCCCACGGCGACGUCAAGGGCAAGAUGCUGGCUGCAUUCUACAACAUUCGUCACAAUGUCAACAACUUCCUAUCCUCCAUCAGCGACUCGCCCAUCUGGAUGCUUGGCAAUUGCUACAGCGGCAAGGAACUCGAGUGCAACGGCCACACGGAAAACAAACACAACAAACGCAGCCGACACAUUUGCAAGUUUUUCGCAGACUUCCAAACCCUCGUCUGCUUUUCAUAUCGCAAGGAUUUCGAGCGGAUACCUGGCAGCAAACACACCACCGAUUGCGGCUGGGGCUGCACCCUCCGCAGUGCCCAGAUGCUCGUCGCAGAGGCGCUCGUUUUGCAGAUUUUUGGCCGUCGUUGGCGAAUUGAGGAUCGUUCCUGCCCUGCCCCACUCAGUAGCUCGAAAGAGGAUCAGCUCCGACUGAUUAUUCGAUUAUUCCAAGACCAACUGCGGCUUGAUAGCCCUUUCUCCAUCCACAAUAUCGUUCAGCACGGCUGCCAACUGUUUGACAAGCGUGCAGGUGACUGGUUUGGUCCGGCAAGCGUUGUUCGAGUUUUUGCUGAUCUGAUCAACCAAGCAUAUGCAAUGCAUCAAAGCCCAUUCCGCGCCUACCAGGCGAUCGACCACAUUAUUUAUCGAGACCUUGUUGCAGAGCUAUGCAGUGGACCAGACGCUGUGCGCGACCUUGAAUUUUCAACCCCGACCUCCACGUCAGAAAGCGUCAGCACCGACGAAACGGUCACCCCGUCCGCGAGCACCUCGCAAUCACCGCCAGUCCUGCCGCCUCCGUUCAUUCCCUUGCUCAUUCUGAUGCCUUUGCGAUUGGGGCUGAAUGAAAUCAAUCGCAUGUACAUUCCCUGUCUCAAGGCUCUUCUCAUGUGCGCUCAGUGCGUCGGAAUUAUUGGCGGACGGCCACGGCACUCGCUUUAUUUUGUCGGCUACCAAGAGGACAAUGUAAUAUUUGCCGACCCGCAUGGCUGCAAGCGGUUUGUAGAUAUGCAGCAAACGUCCUUCCCGACAGAAACCUUCCACUCUGCAGUUCCCAACAAAAUCCCAUUCACCCAUAUGGAUCCCUCCAUGGCGAUUGGCUUUUUGUGCCAAAACCAAGCCGAUUUUGACGAUCUGUGCAAUUUCCUCACUUCGCUGGACAAAAAGUGCUCGUUCAUUUCGGUGGAAAAUACCUGCCCGGCGUACUCGCGUUCUACGUUUGUGCCGGCCCCGCCGCGGUUGACCAUCGAGGAACUCCGCGUCAAGCUGGCAUCCGCGGCAUCCACCAGCAGCUCCAGCGCUCCGGGCAAAGCUCCGGCACGCCGUCGCGCAUCGCGCCCUCGCUCGGAUCUGACUGCCGACGCCGGCCUCGCAAGCAAGCACCAGCCGCGUGAGGAUGGCCCGCCCAAAGAGUCGUCGUACGACGAAGACAACGAGGAUGGGUUUGGUGAAGGCGACGACGACCGCUACGACUCUGACUUUGUCAUGUGCGCUGCCGCGACGUCCAUCCCUCCUCAGCCCCAGCGACAACUCUCUAGCUCCUCGAGCGUUUCUUCGACCAAAAAGAAGCCUGCAUCUGGUGGAUUCCGCAAGUAUUUCUCGACGCUGCGAGGCAGUACCUCCGAGCCCGAAAAUGAGCAGCAACUGCAACUACAGCAGCAGCAGCAUCAACAGCAGUUGCAGGGUCAUGAGGUCGGUGCGGCUGGUGCCAGCGUCCCGCCACAACAACCGCGGUCUGCGGAUCCAGAGCGCAAGUCGCCCUUCUCGUUCUUGUCGUUGCGCCAUCGUCACCAAACCCCGACCUCGGAGUUUGCCGCAAGCAGCCACAGCUCGCUCUCCGACCAACCUGCCUCUGCCAGCACGUCCCAGCCAAACUCUCCUCCGGUGAUAAUGCAGCAUCAUUCCUCUGCCGAUCACCAUCAUCCGCUUUCGCAUCAUCAUCCAGUGAUCACUGGCAGCUUGACGGCGGAUUCGCUUAAGGCGCUCAACCGCGCCGCUGCUCUGCAGGAUGCGACUCAUCCCGGCAGUAUGUCUGCCUUUCACUCGCUUGUGACGCCCUCGACGACUGAAUGAGCGUUGACGCCAGCAGCAGCAGCGGUUGGUUGGAAAAGUCAAAGCGCAGGUUGGAAGAGUCAAAGUGGAUGCUUCGCCACCAACAUCAUCCCCAAAGCAAAUUCUAACAUCCACAAUCGCUGACGAUCUGUGGCUGUUGUUGUGUGUUUUUGCUCUUGUACGAUUUGUUCUUGUUCUGUUUGUGCUUCUGUAUGUAAAUAACUCGGCAUUGAU